Molecule: messenger RNA, 2596 nt
Organism: Daphnia carinata
Lineage: Eukaryota; Metazoa; Arthropoda; Branchiopoda; Diplostraca; Daphniidae
Product: protein tramtrack, beta isoform-like
Exons: 9
Coding region: 134-1879 (581 amino acids)
Biological process (GO): regulation of transcription by RNA polymerase II
Cellular component (GO): nucleus
Molecular function (GO): protein binding
Source: RefSeq, a predicted model, not a curated record
GGAUUUGCUUUUGAGAGGGAGUUGAUAGUAAUAACAAGACUUUUAAGCGUGCGUAGAAGCUAGAAGUUUAAUCGUCACAUGUUUGGUUGAAACCUUUUCCCCAUUUGCUUUCAAAUACCGUUUAUUGAACAGAAUGACCACUUCUCAACAAUUAUUUCGGCUGCAUUGGAAAAACCAUUCGCCAAACUUUGUGACUGUCUUUUCCCAGUUGUUGAAUACAGAAUCCCUAGUGGAUGUGACAUUGGCUGCUGAUGGAAAACAGAUUCAAGCCCAUCGUGUAGUGUUGUCAGCCUGUAGCACUUACUUUCAGGACCUAUUCGUUUCACAUCCUUGUCAACAUCCAAUUGUCCUAUUGAAAGAUAUAAGAUAUGAGGACCUUCACACGGUUAUUCAUUUUAUGUAUUAUGGUGAAGUAAACAUAAAACAUGAUCAACUCAAUUCAAUUCUUAAGACUGCCGAAGUCCUGCAUGUGAAAGGAUUUGCAGAUGUAGCAGACAAGGAAUCAUUCAGUGCGGCUCUUUUGACCCAGCAAACUCGGUCGUUAGAUAAUUUUCCAGAAAGUCAACAACACUCUGAACAGUCACAAGAACACCCAGGAGAAAGUGCCUCGGCUGCCAAGCGUAAACGCCAAAGACAUGGAUCUGGUAGUAUCCAGUUGAAAUCAGGGCCCCAAGACCAACCAUCUCCUAAUUCACCCCUUCAAAAGAGGCAAAGUUUUCAGAGUAGCAAGCAAACAACAGAUUUAUCAACCAGAUCUUCAAGCAGUCUUGACAGCACAUCGGUUAUCAAAUCACAGAGCAGUCUUGCGGGACAAAGUUCCGUAGAAUCCAACGUUGACAUGGAAUAUUUUCCCAAAGAAAGUGAUCUUAAACCACCCCCUAUUAGUUCAACCGGUUCCCUUGAUACUGCAACCGCUAUGAUGGAGAAUGGAGCUUCGUGUGGUCUACCCUUGUCAAAGCAGAAAAGGAUCUUAAUGCGACAAGAUUGUGUGACAAGAAAAGAAGGCGAUAAGGACGCCAUUGGUGGUGGUGAAAGCGAACGUGCCUCUCCUAUAGUUCAUACCUUUCAACCUAUUCUCCCCAAGAUAUUGAAAAGCAACAGUGAAACUGAAUUAUCCGAUUCGAGACCGCGAUCUCAAAAUACAGCAUAUCUUCAAGUACCUUCACGACCGACUGCCCCCCAGGUGAUUGGGCAGCGAUCUCAACCCAUUCAACCUCGCCCAUCAGGUACAACCCUGUCACCUGCCUCGGGCGUCGCCACAAGUCCAUCCUCACCUCAACCAAUGAACAUACCCACAGUAGCUGUUACACCUGUCAGUGCCGCCCCAAACAUUGUAAUUGAGCAUUAUCCUACCAUUAUACGCUUAGUUUCCAUUGAGGAAAUGAAUACUGUAGCAGAACCCCCAACCUCCACGCCUCCCACGCUUACUAGAGCUUCAAGUUGUAUAGGUGGAACCGCCACCGAUACUUUACAAGUACCUUGUUUUACUGUGGAUACUGUUCCGUCAUCAUCUUCCCAUAGCUCGCCGAAGCUUCGUGUCAAGGCAGAAGAAAAUUUGAGAAGAUCGAUUUCUAAUCCUGGCGUGUCUUCUUCCCCGCCCGUCUCCACUCCCAGCACCAACGGUCACUGUCCAGUACUGCGAACAGGGGCCGCCCUCGGGUGCAAUUACUGUUGGAACACUAAUGACAGCCAUGGCCGGAUUUUAAGGAGAAAAACAAAGUAUCAUUGCCCAGAUUGCCAGGCAAAUUUGUGUAUUGUUCCCUGUUUUCAGGAAUAUCAUGAGAAAUAUGUUUCAUCCUCCAGUGAAACUAAAACCAGUGGGUCCCAGCAAAAAGGAUCGAAUACUAGCCAUCAGAUGUUCAAAAUGAGUUCGUUUUGAGGUAUCAAGGUUGUUGAACGAAUGUGCAAUUAGUUUUGUGCGUUAGUCCAUCGCAAAACUAUUUCCCCCUUUUGAUGUUUCUCGAGUUUUUCACAGUUAUCUCGACACAAACCUCCCCUUCUUCAUGACUGCCGUUUGUGUAAUUGGACAACGUUGUUACGGUUGUUCAAUAGCUUCAGCACCUACUUUGAUGAGACGCUGAUGCGAGGCGUAAUAGCCGAGGGCGUUUAUGAUUUACUUGUUAAGUAAAGAAGAAAAUUCAUUCCGAUACCCAUAAGCAAAAUUUUACUUAAGGCUGUUUUACCAUGCAUUUAUCGACAAUCCAUCGUGCUGAGGACAACGUGUUCGAUGCACAAUCAAGCUUUGUUACAAGUUUUUCUACAUUUCAGUCAGUUAACCAAAGUGCUCCUGUGAAUUCCUUCAUGUUUGUUCUUUCUCCUUGUCAUAGGGUGCCUUUCCCGUUCUUCGUCAAAGAGUUAUUGUUUGUUUUAUUCACGGAAAUUAUCAUAGCUUUUAUUUUCGUGGUGAGAUUCACAAUGUACUGUACAUAUGCAUAUGCCGACCACUCACGUUCCAUAAAGAGUGUACAGUUUAUCAAUGUUAAAACAAUACUUCCCAGGGCAAUGAUUUCUUGCAAAUUUAAAACCUUUUAGCCAUUGUAAAAAUGCACCAGGUGCCAUUAUUUCGCCCUCAAAUACAAAAUGCUUGCUCCUUUCA